AUGACCGUGAAGUUGAUUGGUAAUCCAACCCCCCGAAAUUCCCGUUCCCGAACUGUCCCAUACCCUCCCCAACUCCCCAUCCCCACCCUUUCCAGCCGACUUCGCCGCCCCCAAACAUCCCGUUUCGCGCUUCCACUUUCAGUAGCGCUCCGCUCGUUCUGCACACCACCACACUCCCACCCGUCGCAAGGUUCCGAUCACGUGCCAGCACAGCCCUCUGCGUUUUCGGCGGCCCGCGACGCACAGCCGCCCCCGGCCGCUGUUCGCCCUCGGAAAUACGGCCCCCCGGCAGCCGAGGCGGCGAGUUCGAGUGCCGCAAUAAAUAAGUUGGGGACUCGUACCCGGGCCGUAGUCGAUCGAGUUUCUUCAUGUAAGUGGCGAGAAAAAUUUGGCAAAGUGGCUGACGCGGGGACCUCGAAUGAGAGUGCGAUCACGCCGAACUCGAAACGGCAUCUGGAGUUGGACCUGGAUUUUUUGGAAAGGCGCCAGAAUGAGCCAAACAAUGAAAACCAGGAGGCGCCCCGAAGCCCGAUCGAAAUCAGCCCAGAGUCAGUCGACAGGGUUAAAGUUAUACUAUUGGGGGCGCCGGCCGUUGGCAAAACCAGUAUAAUCCAGCAAUUCGUGUGGAACGACUUCUGCGAGGAGUACAUCCCCACCGACCGCAAGCACACCUACUACCCCUCCGUGAUCACCAACGACCGCCUCUACGAGAUCAAAAUCAGCGACCUCCCCGUCAUCCCCUACUUCCCCGUCAACUCCUACUACGAGUGGGCCAACUACCGCUACUACGGCUUGCGUAGCGCCUCCGCUUACAUCCUCGUCUUCGACUUAUCUAACUUGGAGACCUUCCAGUACAUCCGCACCUUGAGGGAGCAGAUCUGCGAGAGCCGAAACAUGUCGAACGUUCCCUUGCUGGUGGUGGGCAACAAGCAGGACUUGAUUGUGGACGAAGGCGGCAGCGCCGGGGGCGGUAAAGUGGCCAUCACGAGCGGCCACGAGGAGAAGCGGCGGGAUAUCGCCAACCUGGUGAAGAAGCACUGGAAAUGUGGGUACAUAGAGUGCAGUGCCAAGUACAACUGGAAGGUGGUGGCCGUUUUCAGGGAGCUGAUCAGCAUGAUCGACAGCCUGGAUUCGAGGGAUCAGAGUCCGAUGCUGGAUAAUAUACAAGAUGCGCUAGAUAGGAAUAAGUGUGUUGUUAUUUAGGGCGGAUGGUUUUAUUUGCAGCAAUAAAUUUGUUAGACAAUCUGUCCAUGCAUGGAUUUUUCAAGAAUAAUAACGUAAUCGUGGUUGUGAUUUUGUUAAUAAUGUGCCAAGUUGUAGAGGUGUUAAGCAUUAUCAAUAAAGUAAU
This is a messenger RNA of Zophobas morio, 1348 nucleotides long. RefSeq names its product ras-like protein family member 10B. NCBI's taxonomy places the organism in Eukaryota, Metazoa, Arthropoda, Insecta, Coleoptera, Tenebrionidae. Gene Ontology annotation, molecular function: GTP binding; GTPase activity. The transcript is spliced from 5 exons. The coding region runs from base 1 to 1203 and encodes 400 amino acids. The record is from RefSeq and is a predicted model, not a curated record.